Molecule: messenger RNA, 8246 nt
Organism: Myripristis murdjan (pinecone soldierfish)
Lineage: Eukaryota; Metazoa; Chordata; Actinopteri; Holocentriformes; Holocentridae
Product: sodium channel protein type 4 subunit alpha-like
Exons: 27
Coding region: 367-6231 (1954 amino acids)
Biological process (GO): neuronal action potential; membrane depolarization during action potential; sodium ion transmembrane transport
Cellular component (GO): voltage-gated sodium channel complex; plasma membrane
Molecular function (GO): voltage-gated sodium channel activity; protein binding
Source: RefSeq, a predicted model, not a curated record
ACCACUCGAAUGGAAGGGCAGAUUUUUCUGAGGCGACCUGUCCAAGUUGAUGCUUGCACCUGUGGCAGAGUUCAAAAUGUGCAACAUAAGGUGAUUUGACAUCUGACAUUCAUCUGCGAGUGAGUUUUUUUUUCUUUAACUGCAAACCUCUGGAUUCCAGUGAGAGCACUUCACAGCCCUGUUGAUUGGAGUAUUGUUUGAUAAUGAGGCGGGAUGUGACGUGAGGAGAAGUCAUGGAUUUUGCACGGAGGGUUUGGCACUUCCUUCAUCUAAAACCCCAAGAACUUAACUCUGGAGGCGAUGCUGUAAAUCUCAGAGUUUCACAUCUGUAAGUAAAUUCUAGUACAGGAGAAUCAGGAUGAAAAGAUGGCAGCCAUGCUGUUACCAACGGGUCCUGAUGGCUUGCGGCGGUUCACUCGCGAAUCCUUGGCUGCCCUCGAGCAGCGGAUUGCGGAGGACCAGGCCAAGAACGUCAAGGAUUUCCAGACGGAUCACGGGAACAACGUGGAGCAGCCCAAACCCAGGGCCGACGUGGAGGCGGGCAAGCAGCUCCCGCGCAUCUAUGGUGACAUCCCUGCAGGGCUUGUCGGGGUGCCACUGGAAGACAUUGAUCCUUACUACUUCAAGAACCACAGGACUUUUAUAGUACUUAACAAAGGGAAGGCCAUCUUCCGAUUCAGUGCCACGUCUGCGCUUUAUAUAAUUAGUCCAUUUCACUUCAUCAGAUCAAUCGCCAUAAAAAUUUUAGUCCAUUCAUUGUUCAGCCUGUUCAUCAUGUGCACUAUAUUGACCAACUGUUGUUUCAUGGCCAUGUCUGAUCCGGCACCAUGGACCAAGUACCUAGAGUAUACAUUCACCGGCAUUUACACUUUCGAGUCGGCAAUAAAGAUUUUAGCGAGGGGGUUCUGUGUGGGCCCGUUCACCUUCUUGAGAGACCCGUGGAACUGGCUGGACUUUUCGGUCAUCGUCAUGGCGUAUGUGACAGAGUUUGUAGACCUCGGCAACGUCUCUGCACUAAGGACUUUCAGAGUCCUACGAGCGCUGAAAACCAUCUCUGUUAUCCCAGGUCUGAAGACCAUUGUCGGUGCCCUGAUCCAGUCUGUGAAGAAGCUGGCGGACGUGAUGAUCCUGACCGUCUUCUGUCUCAGUGUGUUCGCCCUCAUUGGCCUGCAGCUUUUCAUGGGCAUCCUGCGACAGAAGUGCAUCCGCAGCCUCUCCCACUGCGUCAACUCGUCCUUCAAUCCCAAUGAAACCUUCGUCUGCAACAACAGAACCUGGAGCUCCAGGGCGGAUUUCCUCACCAACGAAGAUAAUUUUUACAAACUUGAAGGAGCAAAGGAUGCCUUAAUAUGUGGAUACGGAAGUGAUGCAGGGAAAUGUCCAGAUGGGUUUGAUUGCCUAAAAUUGGGAAGGAAUCCUAAUUAUGGCUACACCAGUUUUGACACCUUCGGCUGGGCUUUCCUGGCUCUUUUCCGGCUCAUGACACAAGACUACUGGGAAAAACUGUUUCACCAGACUCUGCGCUCAGCUGGGAAGACCUACAUGGUGUUCUUUGUGCUGGUUAUCUUCCUGGGCUCCUUCUACCUGGUCAACCUGAUCCUGGCUGUAGUGGCCAUGGCCUACGAAGAGCAGAAUCAGGCCACCAUCGCCGAGGCCUGGCAGAAAGAGAGGGAGUUUCAGCUGGCCAUGGAGCACCUACGCACAGAGCAAAGAUUGGCAGCGAAACGACAGGCGCAGGCACAGGAGACGGACUCCGUGCUCUCUCCAGAGUUGUCUCCGUUCUGUAUGAAGAUGGGCAGCAUACGGCGGAGCAGCAGGAGGAGGAGAUCUCACAGGACGCUGUCAGAGGAGACAGCAGAGGAGGCUGCCGAAGACAAAUCUGACCCUUUGGAUGAGCCAAUGCCUCCUCUGUCUCCCAUGCCCGUCCACCCUCUCCUGGCCACGCUCUCCUCCCAUCCCCUCAGCACCCGCAGAGGGAGCCAGAACAGUAUCUUCAGCUCUUUCCGGGCCCGCAACAACUCGGAGGCUGACUUUGGGGACGACGAGUACAGCGUUCAUGGGGACUUCAUGAGGAGUCGCACCAAUUCAACAGUCACUCCCUGGAAGAAGAGGACGGGCAGCGUGAGGAGCCACUGCUCCCAAGUCUUCACCCCGAGUCUCAACAUCAACGGCCGACUCAACAUUUCCCUGGACCAAAACGGAGUCACCACAGUGGGGCUACACACCCCCACCUCCAUGCCCGCUUACAGUAUGGAGAAGGUCAAGGAGGACACGGAGCCUGUCUCUGUGGAGGAGACAAGUCCCAGAUCUGCGCUGCAGCCUUCCCCUUCAGUGACUGAGCCUCCACCGCUGCACAGGAGGAGAGGGCUGAGCUCCGUCAGCUUCCUCAGCGAUGCCAUGGAUGAGCUGGAGGAGUCGAGGCAGAAGUGCCAUCCCUGCUGGUACACAUUUGCCAAGAGAUACCUGAUAUGGGACUGCUGCCCCUGGUGGCUGAAGCUGAAGGAGUGUGUGAAGUUCAUGGUAAUGGAUCCUUUCCUGGAUCUGGGCAUCACCAUAUGCAUUGUCCUGAACACCCUCUUCAUGGCCCUGGAGCACUACCCCAUGACUGAUGAGUUCAAUGGGAUGCUCUCAGUGGGCAAUCUGGUGUUCACAGGGAUCUUUACAGCUGAGAUGGUGCUGAAGUUGAUUGCCCUCGACCCGUACUACUACUUCCAGCAGGGCUGGAACAUCUUUGAUGGCAUCAUCGUUUGUCUCAGUCUGAUGGAGUUAGGCCUCUCCAAUGUUGAGGGGCUGUCUGUCCUGCGCUCCUUCAGACUGCUGAGAGUCUUCAAGCUGGCAAAGUCCUGGCCCACUCUCAACACCCUCAUCAAGAUCAUCGGUAACUCCGUGGGCGCCCUGGGCAACUUGACGCUGGUGUUGGCCAUCAUCGUCUUCAUCUUCGCUGUGGUGGGCAUGCAGCUGUUUGGCAAGAACUACCAGGACUGUGUGUGUAAGAUCUCCAUAGACUGCCAGCUGCCCCGCUGGCACAUGAAGGACUUCUUCCACUCCUUCCUGAUUGUGUUCCGGGUGCUGUGCGGGGAGUGGAUCGAGACCAUGUGGGACUGUAUGGAGGUGGCCGGGCAGCCUCUCUGCAUCCUGGUCUUCAUGUUGGUCAUGGUCAUAGGGAACUUGGUGGUGCUGAAUCUGUUUCUGGCUCUGCUGCUCAGCUCCUUCAGCUCGGACAACCUCUCCGCUCCUGACGAGGACGGCGAUUUAAAUAACAUCCAGAUCGCUGUUGCCCGCAUCCACUCUGGUGUCACCUGGCUCAGCACGAGCAUCGCUGACCUCUUCAAUGGCAGCUGGAGGCAGCGGCAGCAGAAGACCAGCCAGUCCAUCAAGCUGGUCGCCAACCACGUGGAGUGCAACGGGGGGAUUUUGGGGCGCUAUGGGGAGAAGUGCAUCACAGCAGAGGAGGACAGCUACAUGACCAACCCCAACCUGACCGUCAUCGUUCCCAUCGCUCCUGGAGAAUCAGAUGUGGAGUUUAUUGAGGAGGAGGAGAUUUCGGAGUCAUCAGAGGACGAGGAAAACAAACCGGAGAAGGUCAGCCUCUCAGAGGGCAGCACGGUGGAUUUGAGGAAGCCCGGGGAGGAGAUGGACAAUUUCUCUGAGCUGGCAGAAGAGACCAUGGAGCCAGAGGAGUGCUUCCCCGAAUUCUGUGUGAGGCACUGUCGCUGCUGUGACGUGGACAUCAGCCACGGCCUGGGCCAGGCCUGGUGGAGGCUGAGGAAGACCUGCUACCAGAUCGUAGAGCACAGCUGGUUUGAGACCUUCAUCAUCUUCAUGAUCCUGCUCAGCAGCGGCGCUCUGGCGUUUGAAGACAUCUACAUCGAGAAGAGGAAGGUGAUAAAGGUGAUGUUGGAAUAUGCCGACAAGAUCUUCUCCUACAUCUUCGUGCUGGAGAUGUUCCUCAAGUGGAUUGCCUACGGCUUCAAGAAAUAUUUCACCAACUACUGGUGCUGGCUUGACUUUCUUAUUGUGGACGUGUCUUUGAUAAGCCUGGUAGCAAAUUCUCUGGGCUAUUCUGACUUUGCUGCCAUCAAGUCCCUGCGGACGCUCCGGGCUUUGAGGCCUUUACGAGCGCUGUCCAGAUUUGAGGGCAUGCGGGUGGUGGUGAACGCUCUUAUCGGAGCCAUCCCCUCCAUCAUGAACGUGCUGCUGGUGUGCCUCAUCUUCUGGCUCAUCUUCAGCAUCAUGGGAGUCAACCUGUUUGCCGGCAAGUUUGGGAAGUGUGUGAACCGGACCGGCUUCAUCCACAACGCCUCGAUAGUCAACAACAAGUCCGACUGCCAGGCCAUGAACGACACCCAGUUCUACUGGACAAAAGUGAAGGUCAACUUCGACAACGUUGGACUCGGCUACCUCUCCCUUCUGCAAGUGGCUACAUUUAAAGGAUGGAUGGAAAUAAUGCACGCAGCUGUUGACUCAAGAGGAGUGGAAGAACAGCCCAUCAGAGAAAUCAACCUCUACAUGUACCUAUACUUUGUCAUCUUCAUCAUAUUUGGCUCCUUCUUCACCCUCAAUCUCUUCAUUGGUGUCAUUAUUGACAAUUUCAAUCAGCAGAAAAGAAAGUUAGGUGGACAGGAUAUCUUCAUGACUGAGGAACAGAAGAAGUACUACAAUGCAAUGAAGAAGUUAGGAAGUAAAAAGCCUCAGAAGCCCAUUCCGAGGCCUGCGAAUAUUCUCCAAGCCUUCUUCUUUGACCUGGUGUCCAAGCAAGCCUUCGACAUCAUGAUCAUGAUGCUCAUCAUCGUCAACAUGGUGACCAUGAUGGUGGAGACCGAUGAGCAGUCACAGCGCAUGGAGUCGAUCCUCAACAAGAUCAAUCUGGUUUUCAUUGUUAUCUUCACCACCGAAUGCCUCAUCAAGAUCGUUGCCCUCCGUUGCUAUUUCUUCACCGUCGGGUGGAACAUCUUUGACUUUGUGGUGAUAAUUCUGUCCAUCGUUGGGAUUGUUCUUGCUGACAUCAUUGAGAAAUACUUUGUCUCUCCAACCCUCUUUCGAGUCAUCAGACUGGCGAGGAUAGGACGUGUACUUCGACUUAUACGUGCAGCCAAAGGAAUAAGGACUUUACUAUUUGCCUUAAUGAUGUCCAUGCCAGCACUGUUCAACAUUGGCCUCCUGCUUUUCCUAGUCAUGUUCAUCUACGCUAUUUUUGGUAUGGCGAACUUUGCCUAUGUGAAAAAGCAAGAUGGGGUUGACGACAUGUUUAACUUUGAGACCUUUGGGAAUAGUAUGAUCUGCCUUUUUCAGAUCAGCACGUCUGCAGGCUGGGACAACCUGCUGAGCCCCAUCAUGUCCAACUCCCCAGAGGAGUGUGACGUAAACUUUGUCAAUACCGGCACAAACACCCGGGGAAACUGUGGCAGCCCCUCGGUGGGCAUCGCUUUCUUUGUCAGUUACAUUAUCAUUUCCUUCCUCAUCGUGGUAAAUAUGUACAUAGCUAUAAUUCUGGAGAACUUCAGCGUUGCCACGGAGGAGAGCACAGAGCCGCUGAGCGAGGACGACUUUGAGAUGUUUUACGAGGUGUGGGAGAAGUUUGACUCUGAGGCCACCCAGUUCAUUGAGUUCUCCAUGCUCUCGAGCUUCGCUGACACUCUGUCCGAGCCGCUGCGCAUCGCCAAGCCCAACAAGAUCAAGCUGAUCUCCAUGGACCUUCCCAUGGUCAGCGGAGACAAGAUCCACUGUCUGGACAUCCUGUUUGCCUUCACAAAGCGCGUCCUGGGGGAGUCGGGCGAGAUGGACGCCCUCAAGCAGCAGAUGGAAGAGAAGUUCAUGAUAGCGAACCCGUCCAAGAUCUCCCACGAGCCCAUCACUUCCACGCUGCGCCGCAAACAGGAAGAAGUGUCCGCCAUCGUGAUCCAGAGGUGUUACAGGAGGCAUCUGGUGCGCCGGCAGAUGAAGCAGGCAUCUUACAUCUACAGACAAAUAAACCACGAGACUGUGGUGGAUGUGGAGAAUGCUCCGGAAAAGGAGGGUCUCAUAGCCUGCAUGAUGCAGGAGAACUACGGCUCCACAGGGGUGGAGGGUGCAAAGACAGCAGAGGCCACCCUGACGUCCUCACCGCCAUCUUAUGACAGCGUGACCAGGGCGGCGAGUGACUUCUCUCACAUGGUCAGGUCUAUAUCCAGAGACUCCGACUUCGGGGAGCCGGGCCCCUCAAGCGAAAACUAUGAGGAGACUUUUCUUUGAGACUUGACGGUGUGGAGUGUCUGUGUGGAGUUUUCUUUUUGUCUGUUUUGUUUACAGCAGGAAAAAAAAUGCUCAAAACAACUCCUGGUCACAGAGAUAAUCAAUUUUAUAUUGGCAGAUACCAAGGAAAUAUGCAAUCUAUUUAUUUAUUUUGUACCUAACUCACAGCCUCGAUUGAGCAACCCAGGUAUCAACCAUAUUAGAUAAACAGACAAUCCCCAUUCCAGAAAAGGUACGAUGGGCCUCUUCGCUUCUUUCUUGCACCGGGAUAUGUCAUUCCAGAAACAAUUUGAUGCACACUAUAUCAUUAUCUACCUAUAGAUAACAUGAAUAGCCGACGGUAUAUGCACUGACUGAUAAUAUGAGUUUCUUACACAUUAAUAACACCUGCACAACAUUAGGCCUACAGGACACCUUACUAUACUGCAUCCUUAUUUCAGUUUUUAUUACCAAAUGUAACAUUAUAGGUAAUUUGCAAGGGUUUGUAAUUUGUUUUUUUCGGACAUACACACCAUAACUUAUCCAGACAUGCCACCUAAAAAAGUCUUUAAUGACAAGCAGUUUAUUUCUUAUUGAUAGCAAACAUUUUGACAUUGACAUUUUCUGUCUGAGCUAGAAAGUAAUAGACUUUUUCAACUUUUGCAAGCGAUGUGGCUACCUAAUACGCUAAUUAUCAGGGUGUUAAUUAGCUGGUAAUUAAUAACUAGUACAUCAGUGAUCUGAUAAGCCAAGAGUAGCUAUUUGGCUCAACUAUAAGCACAACUUCAAAGCAAAGCAGAGAGUAAGGAGCAUGUUGAAUGACUGGUAAUAUAAAGGGAUGGAGGAUAUAACAAAAAGCUGACAUAAGGAAUCAGUAUUCAUAAAUGUGCUAGGUAGCAGCUAUGAAGCUCCUACGCAGGUGUCAUUAAAUUUGUUCACUGGAUUUGUUUGAUUCAUGCAUUCAUGUUUCCGGUUCAUCAGUUAUUCAGGCUCAUGUUGAUAAAUGUUACUGUAUGUUUUACUAGACCUUUUGUCACAGCGGCCAUUUUGACAUGAGAUAGCAGGGUAAACACUGGUCUUAAUGAUGACCUUCAUUAAUGCUGCCAGAGGCUUUUGCUGAUCCUGCAUGCACAGAGCCAGGGACCUGAACCUGCAUUCAUGUCAUCAGUAACACCUGUGUUUACCCUGCUAUUUCAUGUCAAAAUGGCUGCUGUGGAAAAAAAAAAAAUCAACUCAAUUUGACAUUGCUGAAAUUGUAAUAAUUAAGCAUACACUUUAUUUAAAAGAGGUUUGUAUUUCAGGAACUCUAACUGAUAAUCUGUUGAAGUCUAAUAUUACGGGACUGUUUUUUGAUUUGUCAUUUUUGUCCUCUGAUGAGUGAAAUUGAUCAUUUUAAUAGUGAUUUCUGAUUGAAUGAAGGUCUUUUUGUACGUGAUGAUAAACUCUCUUUGCUGGUUAAAAUGGCAUUAAGCAUUUCACGAAAAUAUGAUGCGAAAAAUCAUCCCUUUUCAGCAUCUGUAUGUUGCUGUCAUAAAAAAGUACAGUUCACAGUUAUCUUGUCAAACAUUGGAUUGUUUUAACUAUAAUUUGUGUGUCAAACACAGAGAAGGGCUGUGCAUACUAAUAAUCCCAGAAUUAUGUGCCUGAUUUUGAUUGUUGUCCGCACACUCAUUAUAUGAAUCCCCUUAGACCGUUUAAUUUGAUUUGAUGGAUGUGGAUUGGAAUAGCAUGAAUGCACUAUGCUCAUUUUGUAAUUAUCUGUGUAAAGAGCUUUGGAGCUGUAUAUGUAAGACUAAUUUUUACCUAAUUUUUGUAAUGUAUUUAUAUGGAGAGACUGUUUCAGUUACACUCAUGACAGCCAUAAGGAAAAUAACCAGAAUCAUCAAAUUAUAUAUAUAUGUUAGGCUAUGUUAUUUAUUUAUUAUUAUUUUUUAAUAUAAAAGACUAUAAGAUUUUCCUUGAGAACCUGUUUGUCUGUAUUAGGUUGGUCAUUUCAUGGAUCACAUUCUCAAGUGGUAAUAAAACUUUUUUCCAUA